Messenger RNA from Gavia stellata (red-throated loon), 2030 nucleotides. RefSeq names its product tetraspanin-36. Lineage: Eukaryota; Metazoa; Chordata; Aves; Gaviiformes; Gaviidae. The coding region runs from base 39 to 785 and encodes 248 amino acids. The transcript is spliced from 7 exons. Gene Ontology annotation, cellular component: membrane. The record is from RefSeq and is a predicted model, not a curated record. Gene Ontology annotation, biological process: regulation of vascular endothelial growth factor signaling pathway; protein maturation; protein localization to plasma membrane.
GCUCCCCCGCCCCAGAGCUGCUCCCUCUGCCCCACGGGAUGGACUGCGGCGUGAUCACCUCUAAGACCGUGCUGCUGCUGCUGAGCCUCGCCUUCUGGGCAGCAGCAGCAGGUCUCAGCUAUGUUGGGGGAUAUGUCAUUAACACCUACAAGAGUUAUGACAACUUUCUGCAGGACAAGUAUGCUCUGUUGCCAGCCGUGAUCAUUAUUUGUGUUGCUGUGGUAAUGUUCAUCAUCGGGUUGAUUGGCUGCUGUGCCACCUUCCGGGAGUCUCGAGUUGGCCUAGGGCUGUUCUUGGCCAUUAUCCUGGUUAUCUUUAUUGCAGAAGUAUCCGCUUUUGUCCUGGGAUUUGUUUAUAGGGAAAAGGUAAAAACUGACGUGCAAGGCACGAUGCGCUCAGUCUUUGAGAAGUAUGAUGGGAAAAAUCCAGAGUCUACUGUUGUGGAUUACUUGCAAGAACAGCUUCAUUGUUGCGGGGUAAAGAACUACAGUGACUGGACAACCACACAGUGGUUUAAUUCCACCGGUAACAGCAGCGUCCCCCUGAGCUGCUGCAGGCAAGAUAUGAAGAACUGCACAGGGCGUCUGGAUCAGCCACAGGAACUCAACACGCGGGGCUGCGCAGAGGAGCUGGAGGCUGGGCUGCAGAGCGUUAUCAGCUAUGCUAUGCUUGUAAUCCUGGGGUUUGCCAUUGUAAAGUUCUUCGGCAUGCUGAGUGUCUGUGUGCUUACAUGCAAGAAAGAAGACAGUGGAUAUCAGCCUCUUUACUCAGGGGUGUUUGCUUAAUAAAAUGCAAAUAUCACUUUUCUUUUGCUUCUUGAUGAUAAAAUAGAUUUGUAAAGAUGAACGCUAAAGGACAACUUAUGACCUUCUUGCUAAAUAUUUUAUGUACCUGAAACAGAAAGAAUAUUGUGUAUUGAUUUGGGAAAGUUUCUUGGGGGUGACAUGAAAUGGCAAUUUCAAUAUUCAGUGCCCUACAGUAAUGUACCCUGAUCUUGCAUACCACAGCUUUCUGUAAGGUUAUUGUAGAUUUGAAUUUGUGACUUUAGAUAGCACCAGAUGGUGUAAUAGACUCCAUAAAGAAUCUUCUGCAGUUCUUUUCUCUACCCUUAAAACAUGCAGAAGAAAUGUUAUUUUUUUAAUCACUAAACUGAUUGAGGCCACAGGAGAGGUUUCAGUUGUCUGCACAAACAUCAGAUGACUCCCAUGGCGUGGUUAAACAGCAAAAGAAACUUUUGAAUGCCAAGUUCAAAUAUUCUUCAUAAGCAUGGGGAGUUAGAAUAUGUUUUCUCUAGAGCUGAUGGUGUUUCUGGUUUGUUGGAUUUUUUUUUUCCCCCCUCCUUAUGGUCAUAUGUUGUACUUCAGUUUAGUGCAGAGGUUGUUAGUGCAGGACAACCCCAUGUUAAAGUCUGGAACAGAAAUUUGAGUUGUUUUUUGAAGCAGCUAGCAAAUGUGAACAGUCCCAGGUUAGGAGGGGACGUGUGUUUGGAGCUUUUGGGCUCGGGAUAUCUCUCUUUGGCUUGGUUGGUUUUUUUUAAAUUAUUAUUAUUUGACAUUAAAAAUUGCUUAUGAAGCAGGGCUUUUGAAAUUUUUUUCUCCUUUUAUGAAUGUUUUUAUGGUUUGUCUAAAAGACAGACUAUGUCUCUCCGUUUAAUGUAGAAGUUGUGAGAGUUAGUGAGACGAAUACAGGCUGGAAGAUGGGACUCAGAGGAGACCUUGGCUUGGUGUGGUUGUGUAGACAGGACUGCCGGAGGGGUUAGCGCGGCCGUCCCUGCGCUGCUGAAGGUCUGACCGCUUUUCACCGCUAAAAACUGUUAAGAUGAUGCAUUCUUGUACCGGAGCAAUUUCAAUAACCUAUUGUCUGGCGGCAUCACGCGACUCCUUGUUUGCUAGUUUUCCUUUAGCUUUAAAGGUCCGCUGAAUGCAGUCACUUCUUGGAUUGCAUCACUGCUUUAAAAAUGUUCCUUCCUUAACACAUUUGUAUGUUAAUCUGUUUCUCAAGUUCUUCAGGGUUUUUUGGUUGUUUUUAGA